Molecule: messenger RNA, 1515 nt
Organism: Impatiens glandulifera
Lineage: Eukaryota; Viridiplantae; Streptophyta; Magnoliopsida; Ericales; Balsaminaceae
Product: extensin-2-like
Exons: 1
Coding region: 1-1515 (504 amino acids)
Biological process (GO): plant-type cell wall organization
Molecular function (GO): structural constituent of cell wall
Source: RefSeq, a predicted model, not a curated record
AUGGCUACUCAUGGAUCAUAUAGUACUCUUUGCGCCCUGGCCAUUUGUCUAAUGGCUGCUGCUGUGGCAGCAGCAGAUUAUGGCGAUAACCAUUAUCACCAUAAGUCUCCGCAUCACCAUUAUAAGUCACCUUCAUCAUCGUGGUUGCCUCCAUAUCUUUAUAAAUCUCCACCACCACCAUUGUCUUAUAUUUAUUCAUCUCCUCCACCACCACCUUAUGUUUACAAGUCGCCCCCGCCUCCUCCUUAUGUCUACUCGUCUCCACCACCGCCGCCUUACAUUUAUAAGUCUCCUCCUCCACCUCCUUAUGUUUACACAUCUCCACCACCACCACCUUAUGUUUACAAAUCUCCACCACCACCUCCCUAUGUUUACACUUCUCCUCCACCACCACCUUACAUUUACAAGUCUCCUCCACCCCCUCCUUACGUUUACUCAUCCCCUCCUCCACCACCUUACGUUUACAAGUCACCUCCUCCACCACCAUACGUUUACAAGUCACCUCCUCCACCACCAUAUGUGUACUCUUCCCCUCCUCCACCAUCUUACAUUUACAAGUCACCUCCUCCACCUUCAUAUGUUUAUAAGUCACCUCCUCCACCCGCAUACGUCUACUCUUCCCCUCCUCCACCAUCUUACGUUUACAAGUCACCUCCUCCACCUGCAUACGUUUAUAAGUCACCUCCUCCACCUGCUUAUGUGUAUUCUUCCCCUCCUCCACCAUCAUACGUUUACAAGUCACCUCCUCCACCUGCACAUGUGUACUCUUCCCCACCUCCACCAUCUUAUGUUUAUAAGUCACCUCCUCCACCUUCAUACGUUUAUAAGUCACCUCCUCCACCUGCAUAUGUGUACUCCUCCCCACCUCCACCAUCUUAUGUUUAUAACUCACCUCCUCCGCCUUCAUACGUUUAUAAGUCACCUCCUCCACCUGCAUAUGUGUACUCUUCCCCUCCUCCACCUGCAUACGUUUACAAGUCCCCUCCUCCACCAUCAUACAUUUACAAGUCUCCUCCUCCACCUGCAUACAUUUACAAGUCUCCUCCUCCACCUGCAUACGUUUACUCUUCCCCUCCUCCACCAUCCUACGUUUAUAAGUCACCUCCUCCACCUGCAUACGUUUACAAGUCACCUCCUCCACCAUCUUACAUUUACAAGUCUCCUCCUCCACCUGCAUACGUUUACAAGUCCCCUCCUCCACCUGCAUAUGUGUACUCUUCCCCUCCUCCACCUGCAUACGUUUACAAAUCUCCUCCUCCACCAUCUUACGUUUACAAGUCUCCUCCUCCACCUGCAUACGUUUACAAGUCCCCUCCUCCACCUGCAUAUGUGUAUUCUUCCCCUCCUCCACCCGCAUACGUUUACAAGUCUCCUCCUCCAACGUCUUACAUUUACAAGUCACCUCCUCCACCUGCAUAUGUGUACUCAUCCCCUCCUCCACCAUCUUACGUUUACAAGUCACCUCCUCCACCUUCAUACGUUUAUAAGUCGCCUCCUCCUCCAAGUGUUUAUUAA